Microthlaspi erraticum is the source of this 588-nucleotide messenger RNA. The record is from the annotation of a GenBank genome assembly. Lineage: Eukaryota; Viridiplantae; Streptophyta; Magnoliopsida; Brassicales; Brassicaceae.
AUGGAUGAGGAGGGUUUACCAAGAAGGAUGUUUGAGACAGGAUGUGAGCCAACCGGUCGGAAAAGGGUAAACAACUACUUCACUCUUCGGUGGGUGGAAACCAUAAAACCAGCUUUGGAUGCGGAGUAUAGGGAAAUGCUUGAUAACUCACAGUUUCGGCGGUUGAUGUCGAUGGUCACUGGCCUCAAUUGUGAACCGCUUCCGGUAACUGAGAGUUCUAAGAAACGUAAACGGGACCAACCCAGUUCUUCUAAGCGAAGCUCUAAGGCAAAGGCAGGUAAAGGGCGAGGUCGAAUGUGGACAGAACUUUUCGGGGAGUUUAAAAAACCAACACCUGCGUGGUUAUUGGAGAAGCUGUUGAUGGGGAGGAAGUACAAAGAUCCGUUGACCAGGUUUCGACUAGCACUUCUUCUACUAGUAGAGGGUGUGUUGUGUCCCAAAAGUGGGACCAUGUACUUAGAUCCUGAGGUGGUGGAGAUGGUGCGUGAUGUGGAUGCGUUCAUUAAGUAUUCGUGGGGACAAAAAGUCAUUUCGACUAACUGUGGAGAGUGCGAAGGCAAGAACUACGGCGCAGUUUGUGCAGGAUAG